CACAUCUUCCCUUUGCACAAAAUUCCACCCAGCUCCAUCUUCGAGCAGAGAAAAUUCCAAGCCAUGAAUGCGCCCAUUAUGAUACAGGAGAUAUGGUCUAUGGUUUUUCAAUUUUUAACUACUAGGAAUGAUCUCAGCAACGUGUGCAGUGUAUGCAGAUCAUUUGAUGUAAUCGCAACCCCUUUCUUAUACCGGUCCCUUAUUUUCCGUGGCUCGCCCAUCGACGGAAGCCACUGGUCCAAGCUCCCCGAUGAUGAAGAAGUGAAGACACAAGAUGAGGCUGAGAAGCUUUCCUUUGGCCUCUUGUGCAGACUGUUGGAUAACCGCAAUGAUCUGUUACGGAGCUUUGUCCGUGAGAUGACUUUUGAGGAAGGAAACCCUGAUCGUGUUUGGCGAAUGUUGCAGCCGCCGAACGAUGUUCUCGCUACUUUGGUAAAUAGGCUGCCAAAUUUAGAGACUAUACACUACCACGACGACCUUCCGAUAACAGAUGGCUUUGUGAAGGUCCUCCUCGGCCAUAAAAAAGCACCGAAGCUUCAUCUCCUGGGGGAAUAUGGCAGAACUAGGGUCAAUACUAAGAUGCCCUUUGUGCAGAAAUUGCACACCUCUGUAGAUGCCAAAGCUAGAGCUCCCAGAGACCUUUCAGAGGCAGAAAAAAGAACCAGGGCUCGCCCGUGGGAGCCGCAGGAGUUGGCUUUGCAUGACCUUUUCAAUGCCUUUCCGAAUCUUGAAGAACUGUCAGUAUCUGUCAAUUGGCUGCAAGGAGGCUGCGUGAUGGGUGGACGUCCUUCUCCUACCAGGAUAUCGGAGCUUGAUCUUCCCGAAGGUGCAAAAUUCCCACCACUUACAAGCCUCUCGCUGAGUGGUUAUAGUGUUGAAGGAGAUGAAGCGGCUCUCUGGCGAGAUAGUUUUCCUUGGGAAAGACUACGGUCACUCAGUCUCGGUGUCCAAUCUACCCCAGGGCUUUUGGAGCUAGCCACGGGGAAGGUUGUCAAUUUAAAAGAAUUUCAAAUCACUAGCUACGAUCCUCUGAGCUCUUCGGCCGGGCUUGACGGCUUUUUGCGUUCAAUUGAUUCUCUGGAAAGCCUGACCGCGAAAGGAGCAGUCCCUUCAUUAAACUCGGUACUUCAUCAAUCUAGUCUGAAGCAUGUUUGCUUACAUGAGAUCGAAGAACCAGAUAGGGAAAGACAGACUCUGGAUGCUGAGCAGAUAGGAAACUUAAGUCGGCAUUGCCCCAAGCUUACAAGCCUCGAAAUUGAUUUGGAUCCGAAUGGAACAUGGCCCGACGAUAUUGUUAGGGCUCUAGCAACCGGCUUUAAGAAUCUUCAUCGACUUUCCAUCCAUAUCGGUCUAGGUAUUGCUCAUGCGGAAGAAAAUCCUUCAAUGGAGGAGGAUUUUCCUCAAGUUUUGACAGAGUCAAAAGCACAAGACUUUGGAAAGCGGUUCUUUGAACUCAGAGGACCGUCCGUGCUGGAGACGAUUACGCUGAAAACAGGCGAAAACUUGCGUUGGUUUCGUCAAUGGCAGCCAAUGUAUGCCCGCGCAGAAGGAAAUUGCGCGAAGGUAUUUGAGAUCUACGCUCCUAUUGAAGGCAAUGACGAGCCGCGUCUCAAAGAGUUGGAAAGCGACGAUGACCGUUGGUUUAGAGAAUUCCAGGAGCGCAAUAUGGCCCAUUGGAAUUCUACGCGUCAAUUCAACGCAGAUUCAAAGCCCCAACGACUUAGCAGGUCUCCUCGUGUAUUCAAAGAUCAAGCCUUUCCACUUUCAAAUUAACAUAGUGUUAGCGAACACAACCA
Penicillium subrubescens is the source of this 1796-nucleotide messenger RNA. RefSeq lists its product as uncharacterized. The coding region runs from base 64 to 1773 and encodes 569 amino acids. NCBI's taxonomy places the organism in Eukaryota, Fungi, Ascomycota, Eurotiomycetes, Eurotiales, Aspergillaceae. The transcript is spliced from 4 exons. The record is from RefSeq and is a predicted model, not a curated record. Gene Ontology annotation, molecular function: protein binding.